AUGUCGUCAUCAGAGGCAGACCGGAACCUCUCCAAGAAAUUUGUUCCUGCAAGCCGAAGACAUUUACAGCAGCCUUUACAUCGGACUUCACAAAUCAACUUCCUGUCCUAUGACUUGGGAAAAGUAAACCAAAAACAAUUGGAAUGUGCACAAAAUAAAUGGAGAAAUUCAAUUUCCCAAGAUUUGAAUGUAUCUGGGCUGAAAACCAAACCUGUAUUAUUUUUACUUACAAUUUCACAUCCGUCAGUCAUUAUUCUCCAUAAUUAUUUCAGUAUAAUAGGAUUAUACGGCAGGAACAUACAAUCAAAUAAUCCAGUUUUUAUUGUGAGAAUGGAGCCUCGUAAAAGAUCCCUUGACACAAAUGUAUAUGAAGGUCACCAUCAACCAGAUGAUUUGGCAACACCAGCUAAAAUGAUGAAAGCUUCAGAAAAGAUAGAAACACCAGAACUGCAUUUACAAAGAGCAAACUCUUUGCCAAAAGAUUUUCUGAAAGGAAGAUGUAUCGAACAUGAAAGUCCUCCGUAUAACAACUGUACGGACACUGAGAAGCCUCACAAUCAGUCACAGAAACCGGAGCAAAUUAUUAUUCAAAUUGAUGAUGAUAAUUCUACAGAGAGCGAUCUUCUGGAAGAUUCACCGAGUCUCCUGAAAAACACUGAGACUGCAGAAACCCCCUCAUUAUUCCCAACAGCUCCAGAAACUGAAAUACCAUCAGUUGAUAACCAAAAUAACAAUCAGUCAAAUCUAAACGUGCAAUCUAGUGCAACUGAUGGGAGCUCUACGGCAGGACUGAAUAGUCCGUCUGAGAUGUCUGAUAAUAUAUCUAUUGAUUCACAGAAUAUAUCUGAAGAAAAUCCCUUUCCAGCUAAAAAAAGAGAAACACCAGAUCAACAUUCUCAAACAGGAAAUUGUUGUUCAGAAGAGGAUGUUCCAACAUUCCUGAAAGAAGGAAGUCCUCAGACUACAAAGACCAAAGGGAGAAACCUUCAGACAAAACCGAAAACUAAACAAACCAAUACUGCCAUCCAAAAUGAGUACUGUGGAUUGCAGAAUCAAGGAGCCACGUGCUAUUUGAAUGCAGUGCUGCAAUGUCUUUUCAUGACUGAAGAUUUCAGAAAAGCUGUGUUGAAGAAAAGUUGGAAGCCAAAAAGUGUUUCUAUUGAACUUAAACAUUUAUUCACAUGCUUGAGGUCUAAAGACAGAAGUGUCUCUACAGAAGGAAUCACAAAUGCUUUAGCCAUUGGAAAUGUUUGUGAGGAGCAGGAUGCAGCAGAAUUUUUACAGAAGAUAUUGAGUAUGAUUGAACCUGAGCCAUCCGAGAUAUUCCAUGGAAAGAAGAAACACUCAAGCACCUGUCUACAGAGUCAGCAUGAAUCCGUUGAGGAAAUAAAUUCAUUUUGUUUUCUGGCCAUUGCCAUGGACUCUGAUCAACAUGUGAUUAAUGUGCAAAACAGUUUUAACUCACAGUUUGAAGCAACACUUCAGGAGGGAGAGGAUCAGUUGUUCUGUGAAAACUGCAAAAUGAUGACUGACAUGAAAUUUAGUUACACCAUUCUUCAAGUGCCACAAGUUCUGGUCUUACAGAUGCAGAGGUUUUAUUUGGAUUAUAACUCUAUGACUUUCUUGAAAAACAAACGUGAUGUUGAAAUUCCUCUCCAUUUAUCAGUGCAGGAUGAGGGUGGAGUACAGUAUGAGUAUGACUUGUAUGCUGUGAUCAAUCAUUCUGGAUCUCUCAGUGGUGGACACUACUUUGCUGACAUCAAGUCAUUUGAGAACCAACAGUGGUAUCAAUUUAAUGACAGCAGUGUGUAUAGGAUUCAGAAGUUUGAUGGUGGCAGGCACUUGAAAAAACACUUUGUCUCUGACAUGGCAUGUUUACUUUUCUUCAAAAGAUCUUCAGCACAACCCAGAGCACAUACUCGGAAAGAAAUGGAUAUUCCAAGCUCAACCAAUGUCAUGACAUCAAGCAAAUCCGAAAGUCCUUUGAAUACUUUGACCAAAACUCACAACUGUACAAACACUGAGAAGCCUCACAAUCAGUCACAGAAAACGGAGCAAACUAUUAUUCAAAUUUAUGAUGAUAAUUCUACUGAGACUGCAGAAACCCCCUCAUUAUUCCCAACAGCUCCAGAAAAUAAAAUGCCAUCAGUUGAUAACCAAAAUAACAAUCAGUCAAAUCUAAACGUGCAAUCUAGUGCAACUGAUGGGAGCUCUACGGCAGGACUGAAUAGUCUGUCUGAGAUGUCUGAUAAUAUAUAUAUUGAUUCACAGAAUAUGUCUGAAGAAAAUCCCUUUCCAGCUAAAAAUAGAGAAACACCAGAUCAACAUUCUCAAACAGGAAAUUGUUGUUCAGAAGAGGAUGUUCCAACAUUCCUGAAAGAAGGAAGACUUCAGACUAAAAAGACCAAAGGGAGAAACCUUCAGACAAAACCGAAAACUAAACAAACCAAAACUGCCAUCCAAAGUGAUAAUAAUUACAAAUCUACAGAGAAGAAUCUUCCACAGCAUCUGCCAAAUCUCCAGAACACCAGUGCUAAUAUUACUGAGACUAAAGAAAAGUCCUGGCAAUGUCUGACAGAUAAAUCUGCUCCAGAAACUGAAAUGCACUCAGUUGAUAGCAAGAAGGAAAAUCAGUUGAAACCAAAUGUGCAAUCUAGAGCAGCUAAUUGGAAACAAGUUAAUUAUUCAGAUACAAAAACUGUGUACAUUAACCGCUGUGAAUCUGAGCUAAACUCUGAUCCAAAUACAGCUAAUGAUGAGGGACAGAGAACUCAAAGUAGCAGUCUUUUGGAAACAGAUGAAUCAGCUCAGACAAAUGAGCGUUCACAAAAUGUCAGUCGGAGGAUAUCUAUUAUUUAUAUUUUAAUUAUUCCAAUUGUUUUUAUUCUUCUUCUUCUUGUUCUACUUCUUACCUUGGUUUGACACAUAGACAAAUACUCAUUCAAUAUUAGGAGAGAAUUUGAUAAAUAACAAUUGAAUCUGAGCUUGUUUUUCUGCAGAUGAUUCAAUAAGAAUAGAUAAACAAAAAUGAUUGAAUUGAUUUAAGUCCCCUCAUCCAUGUCUUUGCAUAAUGUGUGUUAGCAUUUAAUCAAAAUCAUCUCAAUUGAAUUAAUUGUUUUUCUUGUUUUUAUUUGUGUUUGUUGUUUUUGAUCUGCGCUUCACUGUCUUCAAUUAAACUGGAAGUAUGUAAUUAUUAUGUAGUGUGUAAAUAUGUUUUUUUUUUUGUGCGUGUUUAUACACAGUAAAGACCAAUAUGAUUCUUAAAGGUUGUUAUAGAAAUGUAAUGCUGAGAAGACUGACUA
Messenger RNA from Xyrauchen texanus (razorback sucker), 3302 nucleotides. RefSeq lists its product as uncharacterized. Lineage: Eukaryota; Metazoa; Chordata; Actinopteri; Cypriniformes; Catostomidae. The record is from RefSeq and is a predicted model, not a curated record. Gene Ontology annotation, molecular function: cysteine-type deubiquitinase activity; cysteine-type endopeptidase activity. Gene Ontology annotation, biological process: protein deubiquitination. The transcript has 18 exons. The coding region runs from base 1 to 2922 and encodes 973 amino acids. Gene Ontology annotation, cellular component: cytosol; nucleus.